GUUACUGACAACUGAAACAAAAAUGUGCAUUUUUGGCGGCUCUUACAAAUCACCCGGUGAGUAUGACAACUGGGGAGCCGUUGAUUCGUCUAUCUGAAUAUGGGAAGUCGUAUACAUGUUUAAACAGUUGUAGAGAUGAAUACUAUGACCGUUUACAGUUUCGGAUUCGGAAACGUAAUUCAGAAUAUUCGCACCACCCGUUUUUAUGGGAUGAUUUGGAAUGUCUCAGCUCUUCAACCUCAAACCUUAGUGUACAUGAAGACGUCGAAGACAUCAGAAAAGAUGUUCCGAUCAAAACGCUCUCUGUUUCAGAGGACGGCCACCUAGAUAACUUAGCAGAAGUUGAAGGCCCUCAUGAUUUUACACAUGUAAAUGAAAAGAAUAACGCCAUUUCAACUACUGAAAGAACAGAUGUCGGUACUCAAACUCAAAAACCACAUCUAAGGGCUAUAGUACAACCCAAAGCUUUUGUACCUUAUGCUAUCGGAAGUUCUCCUGGUCCUACUUUGGGGGCUAGAAAAACUUUUAACGUCAAGUCAGACCGAGAUGUUUAUCCUUCUGCUAUACGUGCUGAGGCUCGCCGUAAAGAAAGGCUGAUUAAUUUUACGAAUACUGUAAACUCCAAAGUAUCUUCCAAAAUGUGUGGGCCAAAACAGUGUAUUGUGAAAAGUGAGGCAAUUGAACUAGGUGAAACUGAAAAACCCGUUCCUACACUCCACAAAUCAACUAGAGUUAGCAGUAUGCCGCAACCAUCUGGGUUGGGUGCUUCAUAUUCUCGCUCAAAUAACAAUAUUGACUGGAAGCCAAAAUACUCGUGGGUUUCGGAAUAUGUCCAAAAAUAUCCGUCUUAUCCAACGUCAGUAUAUGUUCGCAGCGCAUCUGUUGCUGCUGGUCGUUCUCGUCCACUCUGCUUCUCAUACAGUCGACCAUCAUCCUCCUUUCUGGGGAGUUUAGUCCCAUCUACACCAGUACUGUUAAGCUGUCGUGGAUCGAACUCUACUCUGAGGAGUCGUCGUGAAACCCACUGUGAUAUCUGUUCUACAUCAAACCUCAAUCAAAAGCGCUCCCGUCCACUUCUUAGCGCUUACUAAUAGCAGUCAUUUAUUUUUGGCUGACGAGUCAGAUUGUUAACCCGAUUAUCGUUUCUGACUGCGUGAUACUGCAUUCCUUCCAUUUUGUUCAAUUCAAUUAAUACAUAUCAUUCCUCCUAUGCACGAAGUCAUCUUAGUUUUCUUGAAAUUAUUAUUUGGUAUCAUUAUAUGCCUCAAAUAAUGUUUUGGCAAAUACAUACGUUUAAUACGUUGUUCGCUUUUGUUUGUAAUACCUCAUUACCACGAUGUAUGGUGUUUUUGUUUGAUAUUUGCUAGCUAUUGGUCUGAUGAUUUAUGUUUUCUUAAGUAUUACUAAUACAUUUUGAAACAAAUCGGGUUAACUAGCUAGGAAGUCCGGUACUACUGAAAGGGGUUUCGAAUUUUUGCUUCCAACUAGAUUUUGUUGACUGCCUAAUUUAUGAACAUUUUGUAUUACUUUUUAUCGCUGAUUUCAAGAUUGUGUGGUUACUGUCUUUGAGCCAAAGGAAUUGAUUGUAGGCAAGCAUUCAUGUCUCAGUCUAUAGUUUUCUAUAAAUAGCAUACCAGGAUUUAGGUCUUUUCUGAUUUUUGUGGCGCAUUUGUCCCAUCAUUUCGUUUUUCAAUCUGAUGUGUUCUAAACUUCAUUUGAAUACUACUUUGUUUCAUGGUAGAGCAGUUGCCUAGUGGUUAAGGUGUCCAAAGUUCGAUUCCAAUCCCAUCUAUUUCGGUCUAGGGAGUCCGAUAGCGUCCUUAGCCUCCAUACUUGGAGCGUAGUUCAUGCCCCAGUACCUGGUUAAUGAGUUUAUCUAAUUUUUUUAUUAUUUGGUUUCGAUUCUAAUGAUGCGGUUCAUCUCGUUUAUUUAUUUGAACACAUGAACAUUAGUACAAUGGGGCAUCAAAUACGUAUGCGCCACACAAUCACAAUGAGGUUGUGAAGAGAUAGAGAAUGAAAAGUAUGGUAAAAAGUAGAGCAACAAUGAACAGAAGCUAGUGUAUGAAAGUGAAUAAUAAUAAUGGGAGCAGUUCAUUUAGGAAAAACACAACCAGAUGGGUUUGAAUUAAAGAAGUUACGUUCACUUUUAUGAAAAAAGUAGAAACCACAGCGGGAUCGCCACUGGUUUCUAUUCUGAGUCAUAUCUGAUAACAUCUCUAGCCACCGUGUUGCACCAUCUCUUGGGCCCCAACUAGGGAGUAGUGAACGACCAACAGAAGCCAGUCCUAUACAGUUUUCUUUUAUACCAUGACAUCAUGUCAUACUCUGACCACCUCUCCUCUAUUUCUAACCAGUCCCAGUGUCGACAAAUAAUGCACGACAUGAGAUUUACUGGGACGACAUUUGUAAGGCAUGUCCAGGCCACCGACGUCGAUGUUUGAAAAUGGUGAAAGCAAUUGGAUUAUUGUCGCUGUGCCUGAACACACGAUUCCGAACCUGUGCAUUACUAACAUGGAGUUGCCACUGGAUGUCAGCAAUCCCUCAGAGACAACGAUGGUCAAACACGGAGAAUCGUUUAACAUUCUCAACUCAGAGAGGCCAGGUUUCACAAACAUAGAGCAAACCUGCUCUCACCAACGCGUUGUAGAUCCGACCUUUUACAGCCAGACUAACACCACGAAGGUGCCAAAGAUGACCCAGAUUGGCAUGAGCCGCUCUGGCCCUCACCAUACGUGAGUCGAUCUCAUCACUCACGCCACCACCAGCACUUAUGCAGCUACCCAAAUACUCAGACCUCUUGACUACUACCUGCCCACUACUCAGUGUGAGUGCAGGUUCAGGGUUUUGCCAGUCCUGUAGAACUACUUUGCACUUGUAAGGCUCAAAGCACAUACUAUACCUACGGACACUGAUUGCCUGCUGACUAAGUGUGAAUUGCACGACUUGGGUAUUAUAACAUAGUAAGACAAUAUCAUCCUCAUAUUCAAGGUCGAAAGGUUUUUCCAGGAAACAGAUCCACACCUACAUUAUCUACAGUCAUCAGAGCUGUUUCGAGAAUGUGAUCGAUGGCAAAGUUGUAGAGGGAUGGUGAGUUGUAAGGAACCUAUAGAAACCUAGUGCUUAUAAGCAGGACAUUUCGCAAAGCUGCAGGCGACUUCACUCGCCAUUUUCAUCACGUCAUGCAACAACAGCCAAUGCUCGUUUAUGCUGUUCGGUGGGCUGGUAGCUAGCGUUGAACCUAGCUCGUUUUGAUAUUUAGUCGCAAGAGAAGCUGCAACCAAUUUACUGGUAUCGAUCCGUUUAGGAUGAUGGAUUUGUUGGCCACUGAAACUUAAGGUAAGAUUAGCGCAAAUAAGGGAACGAUCAGAGUCCAGAUAGGUAUUCAUAGGAACGACAGUUUUGUAGACAACCACGUCUGCGUUAGCUGGUCUUGAUGUGACCAAACUGAGUCCGGGCUUGAGAUGCAGAGGGAGGACGCCAGGUGGCACAUCGGCGAUGACUUUGCUGGUAGUUACUGCUACCCAGAAACAGGUUGUAGUCUGCGCAAAGUUGCAGUAGAUAGUCACUGUUACCUGACCUGCGCCCAACAAGUCGUCAUCAGCUACCUAGAUGACUCUCUUCUGUGCCUAGACACCCGAUCUAAGCAUUCAAGUCUCCGACAGUUAACUGGUGGUAAGACAUCCUUGAUCGCAUCUGGACCUCAAUCUUUUGGAGCGUAGGCGGAGAUUGCAAAAUGACGUCGUUUCUCACGCCAAUUUCCCCUCACCUCAAUGGAGCCUUCUAAUCUAACAGCAAAUAACCGACUGUUAAUGCGGUUCAGUCGAUCAGUGUUGCCUUAACUCUAGCAAGACCAGACAAAGGUGCCACAGGGUCCCCGGAUAAACGCACGUAAAACAAGCCUUUUGGAGCGACAAAUGGGGAGCGAAUUUCCUGCAGUUCACUAUAGUCUUGAAUACGGUUCUCGGAUAGACAACAGACACCGAUGUUGAGACUUCUUAAAGACAUUACCAGCCCUACCUGUUGUCCGAUCUGCAUUAGUGUGCGGACGUUGAAGGAGCCCAGUUUGAAUGGUAUACGUGGUUUUAGAUGGACUGUUUCAGUAUUCGACGGUAGCAUUCAUUUUUCCAUCAGUCAGUGACUUGGAAUCGUUUAGAUAGGACAGGGUUUCCACCAUAGGCGAGCCUCUGUAUAAGUUGUAAAUAAAAUAAAUAAAAGGGGGAAGAUAAGUGACGUAGUAUAGAAGAAAGAAAAAUGGGUGUUAUCGAGAUGGUGGAGAAGAUUUGUAGCUCAGGUGGAUGAUUUUCGAACACUUCACUUCUAUCUGAAGUUUGUGCUGAUGAUGUCGUUCAGAAGAACGAUGAAAGCUCCACGACCAAACCAUCCAGCUCAGAGAACAAAACUCCAUCAAAAUGGGUGUUAUCAAAUGAUUGUGAAUACGAUUUAUCCUAAUGAGCGUUGAAGCAAGAAUAAUUAUUACAAUAUUAGUCAUUUAAUUUGUUUAUGGGCUGGAAUACUACCCGAAUGACCAAACUGAAGCUGGUAGUUUUCUUAAAGGGCCAUGCAUUGAGUUUUUUACUUGAAGGUCUAAUCCACAAGGCAGUGGAACAGCGUUAGGAGAUGUAGCCUCAUUGUAACCGGUGAAUAACAAUAGGUUCGCACCCCAUUUGUUCCUCCAGGAUCCUGGAGUCCAUGUGCCCCACUGGUAUGGAAUCAGCUUUCCAAAUCCCCUAGGUAGAUCCUCCGUAUCCACCAAGCCAGUUAAAGCGCCAGACAAUCGCUUUUUGUCCUUUUAUUUCCGUAAACAAUAACGCCGCGAGAAUGCAAUGAGUAGGACUUCAGUGGCAAUAUACUUGAGGCGAUGUGAGAGCAUUUUGAAACAGAGCGAGCUCUCCGCACACUCAGCUGUAUCAGGGCGUUUUGAGGUGCGUUAUUCAGUUGUAGCUAUUAUUUAAGCGCCGAAGAUCUUUAUUGUGUUGUAUCUCGAACUUUACAGUUCCGUUUAUUGGUAAGGUCUUCCAAAUCAUUUUGUGAUUUCUGUUCAGUUCCCCUCUAGAUUUGUAUGCACCAUGUACCAAUUAAUUUCAAGCAUUAGGAUCUAGUGGCAUUUUCAGUGCAAAAGUCUGUCCAGUAUGUUCACUUGCAUUAAGCUCGGUAUAUGAAACAAUAAUUUGUGUUUUGAUACAAUUUACAAGCCCUAGACAUCUCAUUAAUGUGAAUAAUGGUGUAAAUUUUCAAUUAUAAUCAAAGCACAAGCAUUAAAUUCAUAGUCAUUAAAUAACAGGUUAUGCUCACUGUUUAAUUUUCUAAAUUGAUCAGAUCUUUUUUUCCUGGAAGAUGCUUAGGUUUAAACAAUGAUUAACAGGAAGCGCUCAUACUCAUCACGUUCCCGUUCCAGGUCAUCAGGAUUCUAUACACCAAGACGAAAAAACCGGUCCAGAUCCAAUGAACGCUCUAAGUUCAGUUCUUCGUUGAAAGAAAGAAAUCGACAGAGGUCACAUUCAAAAAAUCUUGACUACAGUCCUCGACGUUCUUUAAGUCCUGCUGAGCGAAAGUCGAAGUUUUCAAGGCUUAGAAAACCUGAAAUACAAUCAAGUGUUAAUCCAAUCGCGGACUUUCAGACUGAAGGUGUACGAAGCACUGCACGUGAUUCACAUUCUCCUAUAUCUUUAACAGAACGUUUCACUCGUCUGACAAAUUCAGGGACGGCUGUAUACAAUAAACGCAGGUAUGGUCGUUUUGGAGAUAACCAUCGUCUUCCACAUCUUAUACUUACCAAUAAUACAAAGCUCCCCCCAGCAACUCUUAUGCGUCAGGCUAAAGAAAUUUCAAUUGUCAUAGAGCGAACAUUUCCUCUUAAUAUGGACUUAUCAACACAUGAAAAACCUGUGACAUUUGAUUUUCGUCAUAGUCACAUUGUAAUCCCACGUCGUCCCAAUGAAGGUUACAAACCUGUAUUUGAUCGUCCUGGAUUAAAGUUUUACAAUACUGAAGCGGAUGAAGUCCAGAUUUACAAACGUUUAGUGGACACGAUUUCCUCCUCAAAUACACGAAGAUCCAAUAAUAUGGACAACAAAAAAGAAAGUGAGUAUCACGACAUAAGUCAUUUUACAGGUCCCGGUCGAUUUUAUGGCAGUCGAGUAGAUGAACGUUUGAUGGAUUCAAAGCGUACUUAUCCGUUGGAUCCUUCAGAAACUCCGAAAGGACAUUCUUAUUAUCUUCAUGAUGAUCGAACAGAUGAUGGGUAUGGUCCGAGGCGCCGAUGGAAUAAUAAAUCCGAUCGUUUAUACUCUUCUAGUUACCAACGUGAUCGUCGAUCUCGCCGCACUUCUCCUUCACCACGAUCAUCUCGUUCUGAAAUUAAACCGAAAAAGUGGCUCCACGACAAAUUUGAAGAGAUGGAAGGGGACAAUAGUUCACAAAAACCGAUCCCAAUGCCUGUUCCUGCUCCCAAACCUAUAUUAUGGUCUACUAUUGGUAAGGAAAUCUUGAAUGGAAAUAAAACUGUUGUAAGUGAUGACCAAAAUUACAGCCCGAAUAGUGCAGCCAAUCAAUCACCGCUAACAGACAACGAAAAUACUACGAAUACACUAGAGACAAAAGUACAAUCAGUUGUGGCCAAUUCAACUGUUCGUAGUAAUGAAAAAGUUUCUACCAAAGAAGAGCAUUUCAACAGUGAAGUUUUCCAUCUAGAUGUUGAUCAUGUAUUUGACGAAGCUAUUGAACGAUGAUCUAUGUCUGAUAUGUACAGUCAGCAUUACAAAUUACGCAUUUUGUUUUGACAAUAAUCACUUCCUGUCUGUUAUAUUGCUUGUAUAUUCAAUUUGUUUAUAUAAGCAACUUAUGUUUACAUUCUGAAUUUCGUUAUUUUUUUUAUACAUAUAUAUAGUUUUGAGAAAAGAUAUUUCAU
Schistosoma haematobium is the source of this 6910-nucleotide messenger RNA. RefSeq lists its product as uncharacterized. Gene Ontology annotation, molecular function: mRNA binding. The record is from RefSeq and is a predicted model, not a curated record. NCBI's taxonomy places the organism in Eukaryota, Metazoa, Platyhelminthes, Trematoda, Strigeidida, Schistosomatidae. Gene Ontology annotation, cellular component: exon-exon junction complex. Gene Ontology annotation, biological process: mRNA processing. The transcript has 13 exons. The coding region runs from base 5355 to 6731 and encodes 458 amino acids.